CAACCAACUAAAAUAAAAAUCAACAAUUGAAUUUAGUAUAGUGUCAACAGCGUCAACAGUGAUGUCCCAUAUCACAUACAAUAAUCUUUGGGCUGAAGCACAAAAAACCAUAAAUGAAGCAUCUCAAUUUGAUGCAGCUCUCCAUGCAGCUCCACACGAAAAAGAUAAACAAGCAGCACAAAUACGUGUCAGCGAAUUAUAUGUGAAGUACAUAACUGUUGUUAACAAACUGGAUCAGUGCUAUGACCAGAUUGUGCACCCUCAGAAAAGACUUGUGAUCCGUAAGUUACUAGAUGCAUGUAUUGGAAGAGUGUUGGAACUGAAACAUGAAUCAGUAAAUCUGGACUUGUCAGAAUUUAAUUAUUAUGAUGAUGUUCUGCUCAAGCUGAAUCUCUUGCCUAUGGAGGUGGAGAUCAAUGUGCCAAAUUAUUACAGAAGAGAAAGAGAAGAAGAGAUAAAGAAAAGGAAGACAGCAAUGGACAAUAUAUUGAAGAGGCUGGGUUUCUAUGAAGAAGAAGCAGCAGAAGAAGUGAUGACUGAAGAAGAAGCAAUUCGCCUCAUACAGAUUCAUGAACGUGCUCGGCAGGGUCGAUUACGUUCCCAAUUCAUGAAGGAAAUUCGCCUCAUGAAAGAGAAGGUUAAGACCAGUGAGAGUCCUAAGGACAAAUCCUUUGAUAGUUCCCUAGCUGCCAUUAAGAUCCAGAAAACUUGGCGUGGUUAUAACACACGUAAUAAGAUGAAACGUCGAAAGCUGGAGGAGAUGCUGCUGAUUGGAAUGUUACAGCCAAGCUUCACAGAUGUAAAAGCUCGCCGAAGAGCUGAAGAGGUGAAGGAACUGCGGCGCAAACAGCAGAUGAAGCACCAAGCUGAAUAUGAGCAAAUGCUUGUCUCUGAGAAGCAACUUAUCAAAAGCUGGAGAGGGGGUCACAUGAAGGAAGAGCUCGGAGAUGAGGUUCGAGGCUGGAUCACAGACUAUUGGCAUGAAACAGGGAAAUUUCCUGAUAUGCCGUCUGAGGAAUCAGGAGGUUCAACCUUGUUCUUCACAAGGCAGGCGGCAGAGAGUGAAAUCAGUAAAACCACCACCUCAUCAUCCAGAGAGGGUAAAGGAAGAAAAGAAAAGGGGAAGAAAGACAAGGAAGAAGGAAAGAAGAAGAAAGAUAUGGAAGAAGAUGACCCAGGCUUUAAGAUGCAACCAUCUAACUUCUUGGGAGACUUGCAGGCUGCCAGUACAGAAUAUGAAGAAGUUUGGCACAAUCGAGAAGAGUCUCAGAACCCAUGGCAGCAUGCCGACAUUGAGAUGAUCCGAGAACAGAAGAUGGCUGAAGUGGAAGCUGAAUUACGAAGAGAAGUAGACCAGUUAUUAAGAGGAGAAUUAGAGGUAUUGCAAGCUGCUUUGGCACGUGAUCUUGCAAGUAAGGGCAAGAAAGCACGCAAAGCCAGCAAGAAGAAAGGUCGAAGUGGAAAGAAGAGUAAGAAGAAGAAAGAGAAGGAUCUGACACCUGAUCGAACACUAGAGUCUCUGUUUGAAGAACUUGUUACUAAUGGUAUCAUCCGCAAGUAUCCUGAAGUUCGGCUAUCAGAGUUCCGAGGGGAGCGCUCAUACGCUACACAUGAUCUCCGUAAGCAAGGCAAGGACCCACUGCCGUCACUUGGAGAUAUACGUCAGGUCAUACUAGAAUACUGCAUCCUGCCAUUGGGAUCUAAAACAGUUCACCAGAUGGCACCAUUGGUCAAAUCAGUAUUGUUGGCAGGAUCACAUGGCAGUGGUAAAGACAUGUUGGUGCAUGCUGUGUGCACAGAGACUGGAUCGGUGUUGUUUGAUCUCUCACCUGCGAACAUCACUGGAAAAUAUCCUGGAAAAUCUGGGCUCAUCAUGCUGGUGCACCUAGUGAACAAGGUGUCCCGCUUGCUCCAGCCAUCAGUAAUCUAUAUAGAUGGUGCAGAGAAACCUUUCUUGAAGAAGGUUCCAAAAACAGACAAGACGGAUCCUAAACGCUUGAAGAAAGAUCUUCCCAAAAUAGUCAAAGGCAUCAGCCAAGAAGACCAGGUUCUGCUUAUUGGUGUGUCCCGAUGUCCAUGGGAUUGUGAUCAAAAAGCCCUUGCCCAGACAUACAAUAAGAUGAUACUGAUCCCACGUCCUGAUUACAGCAGUCUCUCAUUUCUAUGGAAGGAGCUACUGUUUCAGUUUGGUGGUGUUAGCCGGCAGUUUGAUACUGCAGCCAUGACAAAGGUAUCAGAUUGUUACACAGUUGGUGCAAUACUUGAAGUGAUAAAGGAAGUGAUGACAUGUAAGCGAGUACUACAGCUAAGGGUGCAGCCCCUGACUCAUGCAGAGCUCAUCAACUCACUCUGCAAGUUAGAACCUGUCUACAAGGAGGAAGAUGAAGCAUUUCUACAGUGGCUUCUUAAGACACCAAUAGGACGCAGGAAAGCUCGACAGCUCGAAAUUGAGGCUGAGCUUCAAGCCAGUCUUGCACCCAUGUCCAACAAGAAAUAAACGGAAACUGUCACCCCUCCACUAACAGUUUGCGCCAUGUUCAUGAACACUUUUUAAGAAAUUAUCUUAAAUAUGCGCCAUAAAAAUAUGUGGGUAUGAACAUUAAUGACAUAACAGAUAUCAGACACAUAUUUCCUAUGAUAGCAAGAACUAAGCUGUUAAAUAGUGUAAAAUUAUACCAGACAUGAUACAAUGAUGUAAAUGUACUAACCCUUCACUUUGAUUGUAGUUUAUUUAACAAGGUUGUCAAUUAUUUGGACUAUAUAAUGUCAAACAACUGAAUGAUAAUGAAUGGGAAAGGAUGUGCAAGGAAAUGGUUACGGUCUAAUUUAAGGUAAGUAUCUAGUGUUCUGUUGGAAGGCUUGAGGAAAAUAAUGAAAAACCUCAGUCAAGAUUUUAUUUGUGUGAGAAGUCUUCAAAGUGUAAGUUCUUGUUUUGCUUGUAGAUCAUUGUUGUGCUUUGCUGUCACUCUUUUCAAUAAACAUCACUUCCAUAGCAUGUUUUAAGCUUAUAUGGUCAUCGUCAGGCAUGCUUCAUUGUACUGCUUUUGCAGUUCAUUAUCCUAUGCUCAGUCAAGAUAAUCAGUGUACUGACUAGGU
This is a messenger RNA of Cryptotermes secundus, 3096 nucleotides long. RefSeq names its product dynein regulatory complex protein 11. The coding region runs from base 62 to 2497 and encodes 811 amino acids. The transcript is spliced from 9 exons. Lineage: Eukaryota; Metazoa; Arthropoda; Insecta; Blattodea; Kalotermitidae. The record is from RefSeq and is a predicted model, not a curated record. Gene Ontology annotation, molecular function: ATP binding; ATP hydrolysis activity; protein binding.